AGGCUGCUGCUGUGGGCUCUAGCAGCCAAACAGCUCCCAGGCAAAGAAGACAUUAAUCAUCCAUCCAUCCAUCCAUCAUCCAUUGAUACGAGCAACAAGACCUCAUAGAGAAUCAUGCAUCUGUCCUGUUUCCUCCUCCUCAUCCUAAACCUGCAGCUGUUCAGCACAUACCCCAUCAGCACAGGCCUCACCGACACUGACAUGGACAUCUUAAAGGUGCUCCUUCACAGAUUGGAGGAGUCAGUUCCUAAUGUGGACCAGAGCGUCCCUACAAGGAAGGACAGUCUGGACAUUCUGAACAUGGAUGAGGCAGCAGAUGAACAGCAGCCUCAAACAAGACUGGAUGAAGAAGUGAUCAGGAAGUUUUUCUCAGUGAAGAAUCUCAAGAACGUCCGCGAUGACUCGUCCAGGAGGUCCUCAGGGUGCUUCGAGCGACGGAUGGACAGAAUUGGCUCCAGGAGCUACCUGGGGUGCAACACUGUUGGCAAUCCAAAGUGAAGAUGAAGUUCAUCGGAAUUCAGGAACUGCUUCGUCUCAACAAAAUAUAUUUUUAUUUGAAUGCUAUUUAUUUACUCAUAUUUAUUGAACAUUGAUGGUGGCUUAUACAUGCAUUUGUGGGACUGUUCUUUCUGUACUGUUGAAUGUUUUAAUAAAUGUUUACAACUAC
Etheostoma spectabile (orangethroat darter) is the source of this 667-nucleotide messenger RNA. It is a transcript of the gene nppb, whose product is annotated as natriuretic peptide B. Gene Ontology annotation, biological process: cGMP biosynthetic process; neuropeptide signaling pathway; receptor guanylyl cyclase signaling pathway. Gene Ontology annotation, cellular component: extracellular region; cytoplasm. Gene Ontology annotation, molecular function: hormone activity; hormone receptor binding. Bases 115 to 498 code for a protein of 127 amino acids. Lineage: Eukaryota; Metazoa; Chordata; Actinopteri; Perciformes; Percidae. The transcript has 3 exons. The record is from RefSeq and is a predicted model, not a curated record.